Coffea arabica (coffee) is the source of this 2901-nucleotide messenger RNA. Its product is annotated as disease resistance protein RPM1-like. Gene Ontology annotation, biological process: defense response to other organism. Gene Ontology annotation, molecular function: ADP binding. NCBI's taxonomy places the organism in Eukaryota, Viridiplantae, Streptophyta, Magnoliopsida, Gentianales, Rubiaceae. The record is from RefSeq and is a predicted model, not a curated record.
AUGGCAGAAACAAUUCUACCGUUUGUGCUGCGUCAACUCUCAACUUUUCUCCGCGAGGAAGGACAAUUAUUGGGAGGGCUUCGGCAAGAGGUUCAAUUCAUCAUGGAUGAGUUGGGGCACAUAAGAGCUUUCCUGAGAGAGGCAGAAGAAAAAGAAGAAGAUGCUCAACCCAGGCUCCAAGAAUGGAUCAAGCAAGUCCGAGAAGUUGCUUAUGACAUUGAAGACUUUCUUGAUGAAUUUGGAGCUCGCUUUCCUCGGCAUCCCACAACAGGAUUCCAUGGCUCUGUUCGGAGAACUUUCAGCUCCAUCAAGAAUUUGAAAGCUCGUCAUCGAGGUGCUAGCAAAAUACAAAGCAUCAAGUCCAGAAUCAAAAGUAUUUCUGAAGGUCAUCAAAGAUACCAAUCCGAAUUUGGUAUCUCUACCCAAGCGUCCAACUCACUUUCUGCUGCGAACAACACAACAUGGCGCUAUAGCAGGGAUGAUGCACUUCUUGUGGAAGAAGCUAAAUUAGUUGGCAUUGAACAGCCCAAAAAACAUCUAAUUUCUCAGCUCCUCAAAGGGGAUGAUUGCCAACUAAAAGUUGUUUCAGUAGUUGGUAUGGCAGGACUUGGCAAAACUACCCUAGUGAAAAAAGUCCAUGAGGAUCCUGAUGUUAUAAGUCAUUUCCCAGUUCGUGCUUGGGUAACUGUCUCUCAAACAUGUGACUUUCAGGACCUCCUAAAAGACUUGAUUCGGCAGUUAUGCAAGGAAGGGAAGAAACCAGUCCCACAAUUGAUAGAGUCCAUGACUACCGCUGAGCUGAAAGAAUUUAUCAAAAAUUUUCUUCAACAAGCUGGAAGGUAUGCAAUUGUUUUUGACGAUGUAUGGGACGUGGAAUUUUGGAAUACCAUAAAAUUUGCAUUGCCCGAGAGUAGCCGCGGCAACCGUGUCAUGCUAACAACUCGCAAAGCUGACGUAGCCUCUGCCUCUUGCAUUGAAUCUCGGGGUCUUGUCUACAAAAUGGAGCCACUAUCUAUUGAGGAUUCGUGGACCUUGUUUUGCAACAAGAUUUUUAACGGGGAUAAUUGCCCUGGCCAUUUGAUGGAUGCAGCCAAAGGUAUAUUGGAUAAAUGUGCGGGCUUGCCCCUUGCAAUCAUCGCAAUUAGUGGGCUUUUGGCUUUGAAAGAUGUAAACAGAAUAGAGGAAUGGGAGAAGGUUCGACGCAGUCUUGGGGGUGAAUUAGAAGGCACUGGGAAGCUGGAUAGAGUUAAGAAGAUACUCUGUCUUAGUUAUAAUGAUUUGUCUUGGCAGCUAAAGACAUGUCUGUUGUACACAAGUGUCUUCCCAGAUGAUUACAAAAUACAAGGCGUCAGACUAAUUAAUUUGUGGAUUGCUGAAAGGUUUGUAGAAUGGAGAGAAGGAAUGAACAUUGAAGAUAUAGCUUGGGGUUAUCUCAGUGAACUCGUCAAUAGAAGUAUAAUUCAAGUGACUCGUGUGUUUUAUGAAGGAAUACCCCGACAUUGUCAAAUCCAUGACUUGUGGCGAGAAAUUAUCAUUUCCAAGUCAAGAGAACAGAACAUGGUCACAAUUACUGCUGGACAACCAACAAGGUGGCCAUCCGAGAAGGUACGCCGUCUAGUAGUCCAUAGUAGUAGAAGUAACAACACCCAGCACCACCAACAAAGGCCAAAUUAUUGCUUUGACUGCCUUCGGUCUUUCAUUACAGUUGGAUCCAUGGAUCCACCACUAUUCAAAAUGUUGUUAUCUGAAGUUUCAAUGAGUAGUAAGCUGUUAAAGGUUUUGGAUUUGAGAGGUCAAGCGACACUGGAGAAAAUACCAAAUGAGAUUUUCAACUUGUUUCAUCUCAACUAUCUAAACCUAUUUGGUACAAGAGUGGAGAGAGUUCCGAAAGCCAUUGGGAAGCUUCAACAUUUGGAGUAUCUGAAUUUGGGAAAUACUAGAGUUAGGGAAUUACCCAUGGAAAUCCUAAAGCUGCAAAAACUUUGGUUUCUCAAAGUAUUUCAACUAGUUGAUUCUUCAGAUGAUGAUUAUGGAUUUCAUGGAUUUAAGGCUCCAUCAAAUAUGGGAGGGCUUCUUGGCCUAGAAAUAUUAGAGUGCAUAGAUGCUAGUGGUGAAUCUACAAUAAUUCAAGAGAUAGGAAAGCUGACCCAAUUAAGAGAAUUAAUUAUUACAAAGUUAAAAAGAGAAGAUGGAAAGGGGCUUUGCUCCUCCCUUGCCAACCUCACCAAUCUUAGGGAAUUAACCGUUAAUUCAGUUGGAAAAGGUGAUGAUCAUGAGAUACUCGAUCUAAACCAUCAUUAUUCUUCUCUUUCUUCUUCUUCUUCUUCUUCUUGUUCGUUUCUUCAAUCUCUUCAUAUGCUGAUUUUGCUUGGCCACUUAGAAAAGAUGCCAAAAUGGGUAGUUCAUCUUCACAGCUUGGUAAGAAUAGAUUUGAAUUGGAGCAGGUUAAGGGGUGAGGAGGAUCCACUUGAAUCCCUCCAGUAUUUGCCCAAUUUGCAUAGUAUUAAUUUUUGUGGAUCUUACCAGGGAGAAGGGUUGUGUUUCAAGGUUGGAGGGUUCCUAAAGCUGAAAAGGUUGCACUUAAAGAGCAUGGAAGGGUUGAGAUGGAUGAGAGUGGAGGAGGGUGCACUGCCUCAUCUCCAAAGGCUAAUUCUAGAAAAACUUCCAUUACUAGAGGAGUUACCUUUGGGUAUUCAGCACUUGAGCCAUCUUCAACAGCUGUUUUUGUAUGAGAUGAGUUCUCAAAUGAUGGAAAAGAUGGAGAAUCAAAAGGAAGAAAGUGAAGGUUACACAAGAAUCGCACAUAUUCCUGAAAUUGUCCUUGUUUACAAUACAAAUGAUGGGAAAUGGAGACACCGCCGGCUGUGGGCGAAGAACAAGAAAACAUAUAAUCUUUCCUAA